AUUCCUUCUUCUUCUUGUGCGGAAGAAUGAGCAGUUCCGGUGGUGGAAGCUCGUCGAAACCAAGAAGUGCUUCUUUUCAACCUUCCGAAACUUCUUCAAAGCGCAAAAGAGGAGUCUUCCAAAAAGAACUGCAGCACAUGAUGUACGGCUUUGGAGAUGAUCCAAAUCCUCUUCCUGAAAGUGUGGCGCUUAUGGAGGAUAUUGUUGUGGAAUAUGUCACGGAAUUGGUACAUAAAGCUCAAGAUAUUGGAUCACAGAGAGGGAAGCUAUCUGUUGAGGAUUUCCUUUAUUUGAUUCGCAAGGAUUUGCCAAAACUUAAUCGAAGUACAGAAUUGUUGUCAAUGAAUGAAGAGCUGAAACAGGCAAGGAAAGUCUUUGAAUCAGAUGAAGAGAAACUGAGGAACGUUUUUGAGGUAGAUGAACCAGUUGAAUGAUGAAUGAGGAAAAGGGUAUUGAAUUGCUUCGUUACUGAAUUCAGGAUUACUGCUUUUCCUGUUCUAACAUGUCUCUAUCAAAUUUUUGGAAUUUUGGAGUAUGUCCUACAUUUGAAAAUAGCCAAUGUGGAUACUUGAACAGUUGAAUUGUAACUUCCUAAUAUAUUUGUUCUCCAAUUUAUUGUGUCAAUGAUCUUGUGAUUAGAAGUUUGAGUAUUAUUAGAAAACAAUUUUUGACACAUUAGGGUAACGUACCGAAAUAUAGGAGAAAUUAUUUGGUCUCUACCUUCUACAGUUAUUAUUUAUUUCUUUGAGAGUUAUUUGGUCUCAGCAGGAUAGUUUUUAUCCUCCUCCUGUUGUACUUUUAAUGUAGUAGUAGAAUUGGGAAUUGACCAGGGAAUUUAAAAGGUUA
Molecule: messenger RNA, 846 nt
Organism: Arachis ipaensis
Lineage: Eukaryota; Viridiplantae; Streptophyta; Magnoliopsida; Fabales; Fabaceae
Product: transcription initiation factor TFIID subunit 13
Biological process (GO): transcription by RNA polymerase II
Molecular function (GO): protein heterodimerization activity
Source: RefSeq, a predicted model, not a curated record